Molecule: messenger RNA, 3992 nt
Organism: Oncorhynchus masou masou (cherry salmon)
Lineage: Eukaryota; Metazoa; Chordata; Actinopteri; Salmoniformes; Salmonidae
Gene: ism1
Product: isthmin 1
Exons: 7
Coding region: 904-2355 (483 amino acids)
Biological process (GO): negative regulation of angiogenesis
Source: RefSeq, a predicted model, not a curated record
GCGUAUACAAACACUUUCGCCUACAGGAGAGUGCUGCGAGAGAAAAACAGCGUGUAUACAGUGUGGACAGGCUCUCGUUUGGUUUUACACUUUUUGGACACGGUGAGAGCUGAGGGACGCACUUGACGCUUGGAUCGGAAGGCUUCUGGUUUUACACUGCGGAGAAUAGCCAGCAGCAUGAUUCGCGACUGGAUGGAUAACGGUUGUGCUUGAAAGGGAGAACUCCUCAAACUAGUUGUUUUUUCUUCUUCCGGGAGAUCCACUUUUUGGGUGGUGUGAUGGUGUGCCAAAGGUGUACCACACCAACGCGUUAAUCGCCAUCUGCGAAUUCAAUAUGACGCUUUUGGAUAGAUGAUAGCCCAGAUAAUGGGCGGGAGGGAGAAUGUGUCCAAAAUAUCAAAACCAAGGAGUCCUGCGUACCACAGAUGAGAGAGAAGAGAGCAAGACGGUCUGAUUGUAAGGCGAGGAAAAGGUUUAAUUCUGGUAAAAAAGGUGGAGAACGUGGCGCCGGAAACACCGGGCUGCAACUCUCUUGAUAGAAGACUCUACCUGGAGUGCAACACGCGAUAAGACUACAUGUUUUUUUUAACAUAGUAUACACGUUGGGCGCAACAAACUAACAAAUAAUUCCGUAGUUAUUUCAUUACUUUACCCAUGGGCAGUUUUACACAGUCGCCCUGACAGCAUUUUGCAGAAAUAACUUUGGAGACCCACUCCGACAUAGAAGAGGCAUAUCAUCCACGGGGAUACCAAAGGAAACCUGAACCUCGCUAAGUGGCUCCGAAGUGGUGUUGCGGCUCCUCGCCCGCAGCGGAUCCGGAGCUGGGAGUGUCUGCAGCGGGAGGAGCUGGCGGAGGACCCCCUGCAUCACCGCAGGGACCAAAGACCGGUCAGGUGAAAAGGAUGGUUCGAUUGGCGGCAGAACUCUUGUUGCUUUUAGGACUUCUACUUCUUACCUUACAUAUCACCGUGUUACGGAGCAGCCCGUUACACCAAGGGAAUUUUACUUUGAGCCAGGAUCAGCAGGAUACGUUGCUCGCAGAGAAUAAUGUCAGAGAAGAGAGCAGUUCAUCAGCCCACCAGGGCCCAGGGGAGCGGAGAGGACCAGAGCACCGGUCAGCCCAGAGGCCUGCUGCCCUCCCUUGGGCCCAGAGUCAGGCUACCGGAGGCAGCCUGCAGAAAGACGGGCCGGGGGCCUUCCUCCUGGACCUCAGCAACUUCCCUGACCUCUCCAAGGCUGAUAUAAACAGACAGAACCCCAACAUACAGGUGACCAUAGAGGUGGUGGACGGUCUUGAGGAAGCAGAGCCUGAGAAAGGCCUGAAGAAAGAGAACAAACCAAGAUGGGCUGCUCCCAACUGGAGAAACUGGUGGAAAACCUCCUCCACCUCGUCCUCGGUCUCGACCCCCCGCAGGCCCGAGGAGCAGGCGCCCUACAGGGGAGAAGGAGAAGGACGAGGGGGAGGUAAAGGAGGAGUUGGUAACACAGAGGAUAGUAACUUCCUAAAGCCACUUGGGGACUGGGAGAGCAGAGGAGGCACAGGAGGAGGAGGAGGAGGAGGAGGAGGAGGAGGAGGCACCAGCAAGGCUCAGACUGAAUAUGACUAUAUAGACGGAGAGGGUGACUGGAGUAACUGGUCUCCAUGCAGUGUAACCUGUAAGAACGGGAACCAGAAGAGGACCAGGUCAUGUGGUUAUGCCUGCACUGCCACUGAGUCACGCACCUGUGACAUGCCAUCCUGCCCAGGUAUUGAAGAUGCGUUCAAGACAGCCGCCACUGAGGUCAGUCUGCUGGCUGGAACCGAUGAGUUCAACGCUACAGAGCUCUUUGGUGUCGACACGGACAGCUGUGAACGCUGGAUGAACUGUAAAUCUGAGUUCCUGAAGAAAUACAUGACCAAAGUCUCCAACGACCUCCCCAGCUGCCCCUGCUCCUACCCCACCGAGGUGGCCUACAGCACGGCCGACGUCCCCGACCCCGCCACAAGCCGGGACUUCCGCUGGAAAGACGCCAGCGGCCCCAAGGAGAAACUAGAGAUCUACAAACCCACGGCCCGGUACUGCAUCCGCUCCAUGUUAACUCUAGAGUCCACUACUCUGGCCGCACAGCACUGCUGCUACAAUGACAACAUGAAGCUCAUCACCCGGGGUAAAGGAGCAGGAACACCCAACCUCAUCAGCAAUGAGUUCUCUGCUGACCUCCACUACAAGGUCGACGUCCUGCCCUGGAUCAUCUGUAAGGGGGACUGGAGUCGCUAUAACCAGGUCAGGCCUCCUAACAACGGGCAGAAAUGUCCAGACAACCCGCUGGAUGAGGAUUAUCACAAACAGGUGGAGGACGCUCGAGAGUUUUAGAACUGGAGAGAUGAACAUGUGAAAGAGGAGAAAGAGAGAGAGAGAAAAAAAAAUGAAAACGAUCUGAGAAAUGUUUAUGAAUCUGGUACUUCAAUUGGUGCUUCAAACCAUCCGUGAGUGUUUUUAGACUUUGGAACCAGGACUGUCUGUUGAUCAGCCAACGUGAUGAAGAGACAACUUGAACACGAUGAACUGUUCUCGUCUUCACCAUAAUCACAGUCUAUAAGUCAUGUCAGGUCUUUAUUUCUAUGACAUAUCAAAUCAAAUUAUAUUCAAAGUAAAACUGUAUGAUGGAUUUUUGACAAAUAUUUUUUCUGAUAAUAAUUCUAUAAAUGUUUGGUUUAAAAGGGAUAGCUUGGUUUAGCUUCAUAAAAAGGGAAAAUUACUUUUCAUGUUUUAGAUUUGUUUUGUAAGUUUUUAGUUUGUUUCUGAUUGGCCAGAAGGAGAGCACAGGGAUUCUUAAUUGGCUGAAUCAUCAGAUCCAAAUCUCCAUGUUUUGAGUCACACCCUCUCAACCUAUCAGAAGAGAGAGAGAGAGAGACCCCUGACCUAUCAGAAGAGAGAGAGAGAGAGAGAGAGACAUCCCUGACCUAUCAGAAGAGAGAGAGAGACAUCCCUGACCUAUCAGAAGAGACAUAAGAGAGACAUCCCUGACCUAUCAGAAGAGACAGAGAAGAUCCCUGAUCUAUCAGAAGAGAGAGAGAUAGAGAGACAGAGAAGAUCCCUGACCUAUCAGAAGAGAGAGAGAGACAUACCUGACCUAUCAGAAGAGAGAGAGAUCCCUGACCUAUCAGAAGAGAGAGAGAGACAUACCUGACCUAUCAGAAGAGAGAGAGAUCCCUGACCUAUCAGAAGCGAGAGACAGAGAGAGAUCCCUGACCUAUCAGAAGCGAGAGACAGAGAGAGAGAGAUCCCUGACCUAUCAGAAGCGAGAGACAGAGAAAGAGAGAUCCCUGACCUAUCAAAAGCGAGAGAGAGAGAGAGAGAUCCCUGACCUAUCAGAAGCGAGAGAGAGAGAGAGAGAGAUCCCUGACCUAUCAGAAUCAGAAAGUGUCUUUGUGCUGUGGAUAUCACAGUUGUAACUGCGUGUAAAGGAGUCUUGUAACAUCCAGAAUCUACAGAGCGAUGGGUUAGCAUUCUGCUCAUUGGUAGCUGUAAUAUUCAGGUUUCCAUAUUUGUUCCCAUGUAUGCUUCUACGCUUGUUUAUUUAGCAUGCCGUUUUUCUUCUUCUUUACCCAAUCUCCCCUCUUCCGUAUCGAUUCCUCCCUCCAGAUCAUUAUCUCCGGUAUAACAAAAAAAACGCGUUAUUUUUGUAGAGUAUUUAUUAAGCUGUAGAUGUAUGUCCCAAAAUGUUGGGUGUCCAUGAUCGUUGUCGUUGAUUGGUUUCUGACUAGAUGCUAACUUGAGAUGGGACCCGCACUCAAACGAAAUCAUCACGAUUGGCUUAAAUCGUUCAUUGAUUGAUAUUGAUCAGAGAUUUUCAGCCAAAAACAUGGAUUGAGCCGCUCAUCUCCAGUUAGGAUUCGGCCCAAAAAGAAAACAAGAAUAGGAAAUGUGUGAAUACAGCUGUACGGGAAAAAAGAUUGUGAUAUGAAUGUUUAAAUAAAAAAUGUUUAAAUAAAAAACAUGAAGUAAAA